GAUGCCGCGCGACAAAGGCUCAGUGCAUAUUUCCUCGGGCCAAAAGCAGAGAACCUUGACUACAUGCUCAAGUUCUUACAUGCCAUGAUAGAAGAUAUGCGACGAAGCCGCAUGCGCUUUGGCCCCUCUGACAAGGUUUCCAUAGAUUCCAGCACGCGUGCCUCUGAGCCCUUCGAGAACGCAAUGGUGGAAUUUGAGGCAUUGUUCCGUCGAAUAUCCGUUUUUAUCUCGGAGCAUAGUGUUCCUAUAUACUCGCCCAGAUAUAUGGCACAUAUGGUGUCAGAAAAUUCUUUGCCAGGAACGCUCGGAUACAUGCUUGGCCUGCUUUACAACCAAAACAACGUUGCGCUAGAGGUGUCGCCAGUCACAACCUUGCUUGAGUGGGAAGUAGGGCAGCAAUUGUGCGCUCUUAUGGGAUUUAGGCGUCAUCCACGGAGAGCCGAAGAUGACAGCUCGCCGGACAAUGCUAAUGAGCCUUAUGGUUGGGGGCACAUUACAUGCGACGGUUCGGUGGCGAACCUAGAGUCCAUCUGGUACCUGACUCGGAACCUCAAAUUCUACCCGCUUUCCUUGCGAAACGCCAUGACUAAACCGAGGAUAAAGGCGCAUGAUGAUCAAGAAGUGGAGAUGCCUCCACCACUUGCCUUUGCCUACGGUACCUUUCAGGUCUGCACGUGCACAGGCCAGACCAAAUUAUUCAAAGACUGCACCAUAUGGGAGCUUUUGAACCUCACUCCUGACACGGUGUUGGGUCUGCCAAUCCAGCUCAGUUGUCAAUUCGGCGUGUCUUCUGCGUUUGUAGAGGAAGCAAUGCAGGACUACGACGUGCAGUCCGUCGGGAAAGACGAGCUCGUGCACCAGCACGGCUUAAGUCAACCAGUUUAUUUUAUCUCCAAGGCUCGCCAUUAUUCUUGGCCAAAGGGUGCAGCCGUGACUGGUAUCGGAUCCAGUAACCUCAUCGGCGUUAAAGUAGAUCUAGCCAUCCGCCUUGACGUUGCGGACCUGCGGCGUAGACUGGACGACUGCCUCACUGGACAGAUACCGGUGUAUUGCGUAGUUGCUAUAAUCGGCACUACCGAGCACGGCGCAGUGGACCCUCUAUCCGAGAUAGUCCAACUGAGACAGGAGUUUCAGCGGAAGGGCUUAUCAUUCUUGAUCCAUGCCGAUGCUGCUUGGGGAGGCUAUUUUGCGACAUUGAAGAGGCCUGCAGCCCAGGGGGUGGGCCUUUCACACAGACAUCUACCCAUUCCGCUCCAUAAUCAUACGAACCAGCAGCUAUGCGCACUGAAGUUCGCUGACUCUAUCACAGUCGACCCGCAUAAAGCGGGAUAUGUACCGUAUCCUGCCGGUGGCCUAUGCUACCGGGACGAGCGACUUAAAUUCCUCGUAAGUUGGACCAGUCCCUACCUUGACGGUCAACAGAACGCCGUGGACCGCAUGGGUACGUAUGGCAUAGAAGGAAGCAAACCCGGGGCUGCCGCGGUUGCCGCUUUCCUCAGUCACGAAGUUCUUGGUCUUAACGCUAAGGAUAGUGGGUACCAGACUCUGCUCAGCGAGGCCCUUUACACAUCUGCGAAGCUGCACUGCCACUGGGCGACCAUAGACACUGGGGUCGAUGGGAUCAUAACGACGUCUCUGCAGAUGUUGCCUGCGGAGAAAGACGGGAGUGACGUCGAAGCUCAAAAGGACUUCAUUCGGUUGAAGAUUCUCGGUCGAGCCGACUCCGAUAUCCUUCAGGAUAAAGAAGCUCAUGAAUUUCUCAGCCACGUUGGCUCCGACCUCAUGAUUAACACUUUCGCUUGCAACUUCCGCGUCGGAAAUGUUCUAAACGAGGAUCUGGAGGAGGCUAAUUACCUGAAUAGACGUAUCUUCGAAGAGAUGUCUAUAAUGAAGGUAACGGACGAGCCAUCUGACAAGGAAGCCAUUAUCAUGGCCACAAGUCUUCCUCAAGAUACAUAUGGCGACUGCGCCUCAGUCUGGAAAAGAAGGAUGGGUUUGAAGGGAAACGAAGACCUCUAUGCCUUGGGAAACAUCUGCAUGUCCCCGUUCUCCAACGCGAGCAACAUAGUGACUGAAGCUGUUCGCUACUUCAACGAGGUCGCCCUAAGAGACUGCCGAUGGAGAAGCAUGGUCACUCCUGACGUUCACUCCUUCCUUCUCCAAGGCAUUGAUCCCAUUUAUCUGUCGUAUUUGCCCACUCUUCAGGCCGCAAACGGUCGAAAUCAGAUUAUCCUACAAGUGCACAUGCCUUCCGCGGCGACCAAUCGAUACCUUGAGGCGAGAAGCCAGCCAUCAGCACAAUUCUUCACUAUAACAACAGCCGAAUCGUUGACGCUGGACAGCAUCGCAUGCGAUGGUGCAUCGUUCCAAGCUGUCAUGCAUGCCGGCCAUCCAGAACCAGACCAUAAACAGGCCUGUGGGUGUCGCAGUUUCACUGUCUCUGUCCUACGCGUCGUGCGAUGUUUCUCUAUAGCGAAGAAAUGUCCCGCUCAGGAUUACCCCCUUGGCAUCCCAUUCUUUCUGUACGGGUGCCACGCAGCAGCUCAUCUCGAGCAUAUCCUGACCCACGCACCGGAUGCCCACAUUUGUGCUAGCGAAGUCCAGUUACACUUUGGCGACAGGCAAUCGGUCGUCGAGGAGGGGCUUGAAGCAGGUUGGGUUGCUGUUAUGGAACAUCUCCCGGAGCCCGUGAUACGACAACCUGGUUGCACUUGGCCACCAGCCUUAUUCUACCCUGAUACACAGCCUAGAAAAUUCAAAAUCGCCGUGCACGAGGACAACACCAGGAAUUAUUGCUCGCCUCUUCAGGCCUCUUGUGCACUAGGAGAUAAGAUCGCGGAAGGCAGCAUUACUUUGGGUCGUCGUGUUUAUGUCGACAAUCAUUUCCUAAACGUGGACCCUAUCGAU
Gloeophyllum trabeum ATCC 11539 is the source of this 2907-nucleotide messenger RNA. RefSeq names its product PLP-dependent transferase. The transcript is spliced from 13 exons. The record is from RefSeq and is a predicted model, not a curated record. Gene Ontology annotation, biological process: carboxylic acid metabolic process. NCBI's taxonomy places the organism in Eukaryota, Fungi, Basidiomycota, Agaricomycetes, Gloeophyllales, Gloeophyllaceae. Gene Ontology annotation, molecular function: carbon-carbon lyase activity; pyridoxal phosphate binding. The annotation marks the transcript as partial.